Messenger RNA from Dipodomys spectabilis (banner-tailed kangaroo rat), 3660 nucleotides. RefSeq names its product WD repeat domain 82 (gene Wdr82). The record is from RefSeq and is a predicted model, not a curated record. Lineage: Eukaryota; Metazoa; Chordata; Mammalia; Rodentia; Heteromyidae. The transcript is spliced from 9 exons. Gene Ontology annotation, molecular function: chromatin binding; protein binding. The coding region runs from base 47 to 988 and encodes 313 amino acids. Gene Ontology annotation, cellular component: Set1C/COMPASS complex.
GCCGCUGGGCCGCGCCCCGCCCGGGAUCCGCGCCGCCGCCGCCGCCAUGAAGCUGACCGACAGCGUGCUGCGGAGCUUCCGCGUCGCCAAGGUGUUCCGCGAGAACUCGGACAAGAUCAACUGCUUCGACUUCAGCCCCAACGGCGAGACCGUCAUCUCCAGCAGCGACGACGACUCCAUCGUGCUGUACGACUGCCAGGAGGGCAAACCAAAGAGAACCCUGUACAGUAAGAAAUAUGGCGUAGACCUCAUCAGAUACACGCAUGCAGCAAACACGGUUGUUUACAGCUCUAACAAAAUAGAUGAUACCAUACGUUACUUGUCCUUACAUGACAACAAAUAUAUCAGAUACUUUCCAGGACAUAGCAAAAGGGUGGUGGCCUUGUCCAUGUCACCUGUGGAUGACACUUUCAUUUCUGGGUCUCUUGAUAAGACCAUCCGACUCUGGGAUCUCCGGUCACCUAACUGCCAGGGUCUCAUGCAUCUACAGGGCAAGCCAGUUUGUUCUUUCGAUCCAGAAGGGUUAAUUUUUGCUGCAGGUGUCAACUCUGAAAUGGUCAAACUUUAUGAUCUUCGUUCUUUUGAUAAGGGACCGUUUGCGACCUUUAAGAUGCAGUAUGAUCGGACUUGUGAAUGGACAGGGCUUAAAUUCAGCAACGAUGGCAAACUCAUACUCAUCUCCACCAAUGGCAGCUUCAUUCGCCUCAUCGAUGCGUUCAAGGGCGUGGUGAUGCACACGUUUGGGGGUUAUGCCAACAGCAAAGCUGUCACGCUGGAGGCUUCGUUUACUCCAGACUCCCAGUUCAUCAUGAUCGGUUCUGAGGAUGGCAAGAUCCACGUGUGGAAUGGAGAGAGUGGCAUAAAAGUAGCUGUAUUGGAUGGCAAACACACAGGCCCCAUUACCUGUUUGCAGUUCAACCCGAAGUUCAUGACCUUUGCCAGCGCAUGUUCCAACAUGGCCUUCUGGUUGCCCACCAUUGAUGACUGACCCCAAGGCCACCUGGCUGUUUGUGUACUGUGAGGGUGCUGGCAGGAAAAACUCAGAGGGGACUGAGCUGACCCGGAUGGGAUCAUCUGCCCCUGCUGGAAACCAUCUUUCUACCAUGCCUUCCCACGGAUGUGCUAUAUCUGACACAAAAACUGCGACUUUGCUGAGCUUCUCCAAAUGGACCCUGGUGCUGAAGACUGAAUUGGGACGCGGCCUCUGCAGCCAGCACCGCCUCCGGCUCCUCCUGCGGGCCGAGCACACUCACGGCUAGGUCACAGGCUGUUGGGCACCUGGAACUUUGAAUGUAAUUGCUGCCGAGGAGCCGGGGACGGGGGUCCGUUCUGCACAUCCUUCCUCUCCCCUGAUAAAUGCAUGGGAAGCCUCCGCUGUGGUUUUGAGAUGCCAGGGGCGCGCUGUGCCCUGCCCUCAUCCUGCAUGUGUUGUUACUGGGGUCUCCUUUUGUAUUCGUGGCAUUGCUCCACAGCCAUCGUGUUUCUUAGGUGCCAAACAUUUCCAGAAGUGAAGUCUUGGCGGGCGUCGGGGGUCUGAGGAAGGCACAGGAAAAGCGAAGGAAGCAUGGUGUGCUGCAAGUUAGAUCUGUGAGGGUGGGGGAUCUGGUCAGGCCUCAGGCUCUGGUGUAGGGUAGGUCAAGUGACAGACAGGUGAGUUCCAAGGGCUAGACAGUCCUCCACACCCAUCUAAGCCCAUCGUCCUUUUGGGUGCCUGCUGCACGUGCUCCGUACAGAAGCGGCGCGGCGCGGCAGGAGCCCAGCUUGGUUCCUGCGGUGCAUCCCACUCUCCGGUGGGCCAGUGUUGUGGAACGAGUCUGUGUUGUUUACAAUGAUGCCGCCUCCCCUGCCUACCACCAACUGUGUACAUAGUUUGCAGAUGACACCCCAGAACGAUCUCCCAGCUCCCCCCCAACGAGCUGGCUCUAGGCCUGUGUUAUAUGUUCUAUUUAGCCUUUUUAUAUAUGACCUUUGCAUUGUUUGUAUUUUAGCACAGCGUGCGCACCUCCACUUAAAUAUACUUGUGCAGGCAUCUUAUCUUCUCUCUCGUGUAUAGUUUUGGAAUCCAGCUCAAGGAGGGAGGCCUGCACCCUUGCUUAAAGUGUUUGCCACCAGUGUUAGUCCUUCCUCCCCUCUCCUCUUCCCUUUGGGAGACUCGAUGAAGCGAAACUUCUAGUGUUUGCUGUUUCCCUUGGCAGCUAAGUGAAGGGUUGACCCUGUGUGUGCCUCAACCCACACUUUGGGGCCCUCUCUACAGUAUUAGUCUCUUUUUCACCUGGUUAUGCUCUGUCUGCACCUGUGUGUGUGUGUGUGUGUGUGUCUGUCACUUUUGCAUGGCUUCCGUGCCUAGCUUGCCACAUUUGGGGACAGGGUGCUAGAACCAGUGUUCUUCAUUGUCCGAAGCUUCUUUGCCAAUUGAGUAGGUUACUCCCAUUAGCUGGUUGGUCUUUCGUGCUCUCUUGCUUGCUUGCUUGCUUCUGAGAAAGGCCCAGGUGGCAAAGAGCUACAGCAGUCAGUGACUUAAGUUCCCACCCAAACAUUUCUGGGGUUAGCAUUCCCCUGCACAUGGAGAAACUGAGGCCCAACAAGGUUGUGUAUAAAUCACCCUGCGGUACGCAGCUGCCAGGAGUCAAUCCAGCCAUGACUGCUUCUGCUGAGCAGCAAUCCUAGGCUAUGACUCACUAGCACUUUUUUCUUUUUUUCUUUUUUUUUUUUAGAAAAAAAAAAAGCAAUUAUUUUUUUACUUGUUAUUCACGCUGAAAAGCCAAGAGGCAGACACCUGUGUUACAGCAGACGAGAAUCUGCUGUAUGGUACGGUGUGGUGCCCGCACGGUUAGGAGACUUGUACCUCUCCCGGUGUGGAGGGGCCGCCUGCCCGCGGGGCAUCAACGCUUCUGAGUCUUUUCAGAGAAAAGACUUAACUUUACCCAGCAUCAAGAAAGAAAACAAUUCGUAUCUGACUUCCUCUGUGUCCAAAAUCUGAGGUGCCAUGUCUUCAGAAAACAUGCCACCACCAACAAGCCCUGAAAACUGCAGAGCUAGCCUUGGGGAGACAAGCUAGAAGUGAGGCGUGGGUAGCCACUGCUUUUAUGUAUGUGGUGGGGGACUGUGUGUGCAUGCAUGUGCAAGUAAGUGUGUGUGUGUGCGUGCGUGUGUGUAGGCAGGGUCUCACAAUGUAGGUUCAGGCUGGCCUCACUUUUCCAAUUGUACAAUCCUAGGCAUUCACUAUCAUGCCCAACUCCAGUGGGAUUUUUUGUUUUUCCCCUUCCCUUACCCUCUUUUUUUGUUUUUUAGGGUAGUGUGAAUUGAACCCAGGACCUUGGCACUUGCUAGGCAAGUGGCCUACCAUGUGACCUACACUCCCAGCUCUCCAGUGGGGUAUUUUCUUUUCCUCUUUUUAAUUUUUUUUUCUUUUUUAAAAAUGAUUCCCUGUUGUAAUCAUAAUUAUUGCUUACUAAGGAAAAUUUGAGAGAAUUACAGAAUCGUGGGCGACUCACAUAUUAUGUUAAAUCUGUUGAUGUUAAAUGUUUCUCUAGACAUUUCUGUGCAUAGAUUUGGGGCGUGUUUACAUAGUUGUUAUUCUACUGUACAUACAAUUUUAUGUCCUUUUUGUACUUAAAACAUAUAAACUUUUUUCCCCCAUGUUAUCAGUCUUAAACAGAA